Messenger RNA from Rotaria sp. Silwood2, 2745 nucleotides. NCBI's taxonomy places the organism in Eukaryota, Metazoa, Rotifera, Eurotatoria, Philodinida, Philodinidae. The record is from the annotation of a GenBank genome assembly.
GGUAGAAAUUUAUGCUGUUUUUUUUUUUUUAUGAUCAAAGAAAUCAUUUUUAUUUUCGUAAUCAUAAGACUUGAGAAGAUAUCAAACACAUAUUACUUUUUCAUCGUAAGGUGAAGUUCUAGCAGAAAUAUAAAUUAUUCAAAGAAAAUUCAUUCAACUAUUUCAAUAAGUAGAAGUCAAAAAAGAAAAAUAGUUCAUUGAAUAUUGAUUCAUAGAUAAUGUUUAAAUUCUUUUUUAUGGAACUCACAUAUAUUUUUCGAAGAAAAUAGAGUGCAUGUAAGUUUUAAGUCGAAGUUUUGCGGCUGUCCUCCCCCCUCUCCAUUACAGACCCCUAGUAACCGUAGCAAGAUGAAGCCAAAAUGUAUUGCAUAUGUUUCCAUAGCAAUGAGAAAUGGCGCGUAAGAAAUAAUAUUAGUGCUUAGACCAUUCUGAAACUUUGUAGAUUCUAAGUGUUUAGUGUAAAUAGUAGGUUUUAACCAAUAGAGCGGUCGUCUUUUUAAUCUAGUAGAGUCUGAUUCGGACAGACAUAAAAAAUCUGAACUGAUUGUAUUCUAAUUUCAGGCAAAAACUCAGCGGUAUGUGUUUGAAUCAAUGAAACGAAGGGUAGAAUAAUAUUUGCCACUUUCUAUGAUAUAUAUUGUAGAUAUGUUACCAUGACGAGAAAUAAGCUAUGGAUUAAAAAUAUCUUUGAUAAUACAAAUAAGUUUUUACAAUAUCAUAAUAUCGAAUUAAUUAAAUACAUUGGUAGAAAAAUAAUAAUAAAUGUGCAAAUUUUUGAAAUGACAAAAUUUCAGAGUGCGCCUAUCAAUAAUGAAAACGAUUAUGAUUUUGAAUUAUUCAUUUAUUUGACAUCUUUUAAAAAUAAAUUAUUUUAAAUACUCUGACAAAGUUAAAAAUUGAUAACAGCAAGAGUUCGUGAGUUUCACAUUUUGACCCCAGAAGGGGUCACAAUGACAAGUUUUUUUUAAUUCUCCUUGAUAUAUUUGACUUUAUGUGGGGUAAGUCAUUUCUCUAUGAACGGGAACAAUCUCUUCAUUGAUUAGCCUAAUGGUUCACUGGUGUUAUAUUAUAGAAAGAUUAUGUUUUUUAAGAUCUUAGAAGAUAGUAACUAGAAAUGUGCGUGCAUUAAAUUAUCUGGUACAGGUUUUAAUAUAAUUAUCAGCAGUUUAAGUCCUAAUACUGCUUGUUUCGAUAGAGAGGCAACUAGGUUUUAUUUUUUUACUAAGAAUUUCGAAUUGUCCGAAAACGAUUUUUUUCAGUGAAAUCUUGACGAAUAAAGACGAUUGCUCCAUUUGCCACAAAUAACAGAAAAAAAACAGAUUUAAUGACUAAUGAUUUGGUUUUAAGGUAAUAUAUAAAAUAAUUAUCGAUCUUUCAGCACGAACUGAUGAUUCUUCAUUUCUCAAAAUUGUUGGUAUCAUUUGCUUGAGUAAUGAAGACUUUAGAAUCUUCACAAAUUUACCUUGAUCUUCAAUACGCCAUUCUCGUUUAAUAAUGCACUUGCUUCUGACAAUUUCAGAUUGAUCCAUCAAACUAUUGCUCUGUUAUUGACUAUUCAAUUGCAUUCUAGGAUUUUUUUUUUGCACAUACCUGUUUUCAGCAAAAAAUAAUCUCGUUCGUCAAAUAGUUUGAUGAACUUCAAUAAAAAUUCAUAUUAGAAAUAGCUAUAAUACACGUCGAAAAAUAUGAUAUUGAACUACUAAACAAGUUCAUUUGCUUUCGAAUGACAAAAUUCACACAAUGAUUAUUGACGUUACCUCUGAUAACUUUAUUCUCGCUUGAAUGAUUUUGACGAUGAUAUUACUACUGAUCUACAUUAAUUGUAGACUACUUGUAGAAGAAUUUUCAGAUGUUUAUCUGUUAUUGUUUAUAUAAUGUCAGGGCUGGCCCGAUAGGGGGUUUUGGGGGUUGUGACAACCCCCCAAUAAUCGAAAAUUUUCGUUUUUACUCAGCAAAAAUGAAUUUUUUUUCGUGAGUAGUGUUAGAAAAAAGUUUUAUUCGCAUUAAAAAUACCCGAAACAACCCCCGAAAAAAUCGUGACAACCCCCCCAAUGUUUACUGACUCGGGCCAGCCCUGUAUAAUGUAGUCUUUUGUUUCAAACAGAGUAUUUUGUAUUAAUUAAAUGUUGUAAUGUACAGACAUUUAUAUUCUUAUUUCUUUUUUAGCGCAAAUGCAUUGAAUUCGCUCUAAAAGCUAAACCAAUAAAACGUUAUAUACCUGUGAAAAAGAGUCAAUUAAAAAUCUGGUGGUUUGUUACAUCUCCUCCAUUUGAAUAUGCUAUUUUUUCCUUAAUUAUGAUUAAUACAGUUGUCCUUGCUAUGAAAUAUCAUAAACAACCUGAUAGUUAUUCUAAAGCAUUAGAUUAUUUAAAUAUUGUAUUUACAGCUAUAUUCGGUUUAGAAUUUGUUCUUAAAAUGGCUGCAUUUCAUGUUAAGAAUUAUUUUAGUGAUCCAUCAAAUUGUUGUGAUUUUAUUAUUGUUGUUGGUAGUGUAAUUGAUAUUAUUUAUACUGAUAUCAUAGCGCCUGGUACAAAUGUAAUCAGUAUUAAUUUUUUUCGUCUAUUUCGUGUUAUGCGUUUGGUGAAAGUAUUAAGUCGAGGAGAAGGUAUUCGAACAUUACUUUGGACAUUUAUAAAAUCAUUUCAAGCUUUACCUUAUGUUGCUCUACUUAUUGCAAUGCUGUUCUUUAUCUAUGCUGUUAUUGGAAUGCAGGUAAAUUAUUUUUUUCAAGAAUUUUCUUUAUAG